AUGGGAUCCCUAACCUCAGGCUACCACAAUGAUGCCGCUGUUCUUCGUCAUCAUACUGCCCACGUCGCCUCCAUGACUCCAAGACCUCAAAGCUCCACCAGUACUAGCUUGCAUCAUGUCCUUUUCCUCUUUGGCGGCGAUUGUGUUCAGAAGAUGAAAGGGGAUAGAUGGGACAUAGGGAUUCCUCGUCGGCUGAUACUACUAUGA
This is a messenger RNA of Linum trigynum, 207 nucleotides long. The record is from the annotation of a GenBank genome assembly. NCBI's taxonomy places the organism in Eukaryota, Viridiplantae, Streptophyta, Magnoliopsida, Malpighiales, Linaceae.